Messenger RNA from Nerophis lumbriciformis (worm pipefish), 4083 nucleotides. Lineage: Eukaryota; Metazoa; Chordata; Actinopteri; Syngnathiformes; Syngnathidae. The record is from RefSeq and is a predicted model, not a curated record.
AUGGACCUCAAAUUGAGACAGAUCAAAUUAGACCAGACUGUGCAGGUGCUGUCACAGAACGAGCAUCGACCUGGCUACUGUGCUUUCUAUGAAGAGUGUGGCCGAAACCCCUUACUUGGAGAUACUCUCAUCCCACCCAUUGUCCCCUGUCGAAAUUUUAGCCAAGCGCGGGCGUUGACGGGAGAACACUACAAAAAACUCCAAGAGGUGUGUCCCAUGUUGGAUAAAGGCCCUGGUAGCACAUUUGCUUGUUGCUCACUGAAACAGCUGAAAUCCUUGGACAUGAGUUUGACUUUGUCUAAGGCACUGUUGGUGCGUUGCCCUUCUUGUGCUGAAAACUUUGCCCACCUUCACUGCAUCAACACCUGCAGCCCAAACCAGAGCCAGUCAGUCAAAGUAACAAAGGUCAUGAAUGUUACCAGCCUUGGAAAGACCAGGGAGGCCGUGGUGGAGUACCAGGCUUACCUCUCCACAAGCUUCUCAGAUGCCUCGUUCUACUCGUGUCAAAAUGUCCGUAUACCUGCAACAGGAGGCUUCGCCAUUGGUACGAUGUGUGGCCGCUAUGGUGCCAAGUUGUGCACUCCUCAACGUUGGUAUGACUUCCAGGGAGAUUCCAGCAACGGUCUGGCUCCACUAGACAUUGAUUUCAGACUCAUAAAACCAGGAGAAACAGAGGGAAUACCUGAGGGUGUGAUUCCCUACAGUGGGCGAGCCCUAAAUUGCAAUGAGACCACACCAUCUGGAGGUCAGGUGUGCUCGUGUCAGGACUGCAAAAGUUCAUGCCCUGUCCUUCCACCUCCCCAAAUGCCACCAGGACCCUUCAGACUUUUGGGAACGGAUGGCUUCUUUGUCAUUACAAUCAUCGUAUUUGCUCUAUUGAUAUAUUUCUUCAUCUUUUUCCUCAUGUUCUCUUGUUGGAUCAAGUCAAAGAAGAAUCAGGACGAAAAUAAAGUGGAAAAGAAAGGCAGAGAUCAGAAGUGUGAUUCUGUCAAUCAGCAGGUCAUUCAUCCAUCAGAGGUGACGUGUGCUGACAAGAACAGUAUGGCUGCUCAGGCCUUUCUAAGUUCAGUGUUUCAGUCGUGGGGAACAAUCAUGGCUUCAUAUCCCUUCACGGUGCUCCUGGUGUCAGCUGUCGUCGUUGCAGCGUUUGCCGCUGGCCUCAUGUCCAUUGAGCUCACCACUGACCCAGUGGAGCUCUGGUCUGCUCCCAGCAGCCGAGCCCGUCAGGAGAAAGAGUUCCACGAUAAACACUUUGGCCCUUUCUUCCGGACUAACCAGUUGAUCUUAACAGCACCUGGCAGAAAAGGCUACAUUUACGACUCUUUGCUCUUUGGACAGCAAAACUUUAGUGGCCUUGUCUCCAAAGAGCUCAUCAUUGAAAUGCUGCUUCUCCAGAAAAAAAUACAGAAUAUUGAGUUCUGGUCAGAGGAUCUCAAUCGGACAGCAAGUCUAAAGGAUGUGUGUUUUGCACCGCUGAACCCAAACAACUCUUCUCUAACUGACUGUGCAGUCAACAGCCUACCACAAUACUUCCAGAACAGUCUGGACAACAUCAAUGCAAAAGUGAACAUGACUGAGCUGGGGGUGACUAAAGAGGUGGAUUGGAGAGAUCAUCUCAUUUAUUGCCUUAGCUCGCCUCUGUCAUUCAAAGACAUCACUGCUUUGGGACUGAGCUGCAUGGCUGACUACGGAGCUCCAGUUUUUCCCUUCCUGGCUGUCGGUGGCUAUCUUGGUGAUGAGUACACCAAUGCGGAGGCCUUCAUUCUAACCUUCUCCCUCAACAAUUACCCACGGACCCAUGUCAAGUACAACGUGGCAAUGCAGUGGGAAAAAGAGUUCCUGAAAAUCGUCCAAGACUACCAGAGAGACCCCACUGCCAACUUUACUUUUGCAUACAUGGCAGAGAGGUCUCUGGAGGAUGAAAUCAAUCGGACAACAGCAGAGGAUAUUCCCAUCUUCAUGAUCAGCUACGCUGUAAUCUUUGUUUACAUUGCUGUUGCUCUUGGGGAGUAUUCUUCUUGGAGACGCAUACUAGUAGACUCAAAAUUUCUGGUUGGUUUUGGUGGGAUCUUAGUGGUUGGAUGUUCGGUGCUGGCCUCAAUGGGCUUCUACUCUUGGAUUGGCAUUCCCUCCUCCCUGGUCAUCCUUCAGGUCGUACCAUUCCUGGUGCUUGCUGUUGGCGCCGAUAACAUCUUCAUCUUCGUUCUGGAGUAUCAGAGAGAUGUGCGGAAGCCUAAUGAGACGAGAGAGCAACAGAUUGGCCGUGUGCUUGGAAACGUUGCUCCCAGCAUGCUCCUGUGCAGUCUCUCUGAGUCGGUCUGCUUCUUUCUAGGUGCCCUGUCCACCAUGCCUGCAGUAAAGUCCUUUGCUUUGUAUGCCGCUCUGGCCGUGCUCAUGGACUUUGUCCUCCAGAUGACUUCGUUCGUGGCACUGCUGUCCCUGGAUGCCAGGCGGCAAGACAACAACCGCUGUGAGCUGCUCUGCUGUGUGACAGUUUCGGCAAAAAAAUCUGACAAGCCCAACGAGGGCUUCUUGUUGCCUCUAAUGAGGAACUAUUACGCCCCUGUGCUACUGAACCAAUACAUAAGAUUCAUUGUGAUGGUGGUGUUCAUCUUCAUGUUCAGUGGUUCUCUAUACUUAAUGUUCCAUGUAACAGUGGGUCUGGAUCAGGAACUUGCUAUGCCCAAGGGCUCAUAUAUGCUGGAUUAUUUCCAGUACUUAUACAAGUAUUUGGAAGUUGGAGUCCCCGUUUAUUUUGUCACAAAAAAAGGCUUCAAUUUCACUACAGAGGAAGGCAUGAACGCAGUUUGUUCCAGUGUGGGCUGCGACCAGUUUUCUAUGACUCAGAAGAUACAAUAUGCAGCCAAUUACCCGGAACUAUCAUACAUUGGCAUCUCUUCAAACUCCUGGGUAGAUGAUUUCAUUGACUGGCUGAAUCCUGGAUCCAGAUGCUGUCGACUUUAUAGCUUUGGUCCGAAUGCAGGAAAAUUCUGUUCCGCAGACAAAUCUCCUUUUCUCUGUGGACGCAAAUGUAUGGCUAAACCCUCAGAUGGUGUCCUCCGGCCCACAGUGGAAGAAUUUAACCGUUUUCUCCCUCACUUUUUGGGUAACAGGCCAGACUUGCAGUGUCCCAAAGGUGGAUUGGGAGCCUAUGACACGGCUGUGGUGAAAGAUGAGAGCGGAGAAAUUAUUGCCUCUCGCUUCAUGGCUUACCACACACCUUUGACCAAUUCGCAAGAAUUCACUGCAGCUCUACUGAAGGCCAGAGAACUGGCCUUCGAAAUCACUAAGCGCAUGAAGAAUGUAUCUGGAACAUCUCCGGACUUUGAAGUUUUCCCUUACACGGUGACCAACGUUUUCUACGAGCAGUAUCUGACUAUCGUACCAGAGGGCCUCUUCAAUAUCUCACUCUGUCUUCUACCAACAUUUGUCGUGUGCUGUCUCCUGCUGGGCUUGGACCUGCGCUCAGGCUUGCUCAAUCUUAUUACCAUCAUCAUGAUCACAGUGGACACAGUUGGGGUCAUGACACUCUGGGAUAUCCAUUACAACGCGGUGGCUCUUAUUAACCUGGUUACAGCGGUGGGCAUUUCUGUGGAAUUUGUAUCUCAUAUGACAAGAUCGUUUGCCCUCAGCACAAAGUCCACCCGUGUAGAGCGGGCAAAGGAGGCCACCGCCAACAUGGGCAGUGCGGUGUUUGCUGGUGUUGCUAUGACCAACCUACCUGGAAUCCUUGUGUUGGCCUUUGCCAAAGCUCAGCUCAUCCAGAUCUUCUUCUUUCGCCUCAACUUGGUUAUUACACUUUUGGGGAUGGCUCACGGUCUCAUCUUCCUCCCUGUGGUGCUCAGCUACUUGGGACCUGGUGUAAAUAAAGCCGUGCUGCUGCAGAUCCAGCAGGAGCAAACAAAGACACGCCAGGAACUGGAGCUAACAAACAGCAUGAGACAAUUCUAUGACAACAUGAACUUUGAAGACAGUGAGACAAAUAAGGAGCCACACUCCAACGUCACACAGGCUCCCAUGUACACUAAAGACCCAUCGCCUAGCACGGAGCACGAACAGGAAGAGAACAUUGACUGGUUUUGA